AUGGAGUUCCUGAAGAUAGUGGUGUUGUUGGUGGCGUUGGCCACCGUGACUGUUGCGCGGUCCAGUUUGAUGAACCGCAUGGAUGUAGCGCCGCGUGGCUGCAAGUGGCAGCGAGUGUUGGACGAAACGGGCGAAGAGGAAACGCCGGCCACGGUAACGACGGUGUUGUCCUGCAAGCUGAAGACGAUCGGCGGUACGGACACGUUGAUGCGCAACCUGUCCUCGUACCAGAUCGAACGCAUCAACUCGCUGCGGCUAGAGUGCAGUGACAUUUUGUUUUUCGAAAGUUCCCUCGAGGCGAACCAGCAUUCCGGUGCGUUUCUCGGAUCGCUGCGACGACUCCGGGACCUGAAGAUCGAGUACUGCAAGAUCAAGUACGUGCCUUCGAUGGUGUUGGCAACGUUGCGGGACCUCCGGUCGCUAUCCCUCCGCACGCACAACACCGACUGGUCGGCGAUGAAUCUGGAGUUCCACCCGGAGAGCUUCCGGGGGCUGACGGAGCUGAAGCGGCUCGACCUUGCCGACAACAACAUCUGGAACCUGCCGACGGACGUGUUCUGUCCGCUGUUCUCCCUGCGCCAUCUCAACCUUACCCGCAACCGGCUCACCGAUGUGUCCCAGCUGGGUUUCUCCGACUGGGGCAAUGGACCAACGGCACCGGGUAAGGCGUGCAACACCGGGCUGGAGGUGUUGGAUCUGUCGCACAACGAUCUGCUUGCCCUGCCCGACAAUGGUCUGUCGUCGCUCCGGUCGCUCAGCGUGCUUAUGCUGCAGGACAACCUACUGACGGCUCUGGCCGACCGUUCGUUCGUUGGGCUCGGUUCCCUGAAGGUGCUGAACAUGUCCAGCAACAAGCUUGUCGCGUUACCGCCAGAGACGUUCCAGUCAACGCGCGAACUGCGACAGAUCUAUCUCCAGAACAACUCCCUGUCGGUGCUGGCCCCGGGAAUGCUCGAGGGUCUCGACCGGUUAGAGAUCCUGGAUCUGUCCUACAACGAGCUGACGUCCGAGUGGGUGAAGCGCAACACAUUUGCCGGCAUGAAGCGGCUGGUCGUGCUGGAGAUUGCCCACAACGCGCUCACCAAGAUCGAUCGGCACGUAUUUCGGGAGCUGUACAGUCUGCAGAUUCUGAAUCUGGAGGCGAAUCAGAUCGAAUCGAUUGCGGACAAUGCGUUUAGCGAUCUGAAGAACCUGGUUGCGCUGACGCUUUCCCACAACCGGUUGAAACGCAUCGAGCAGCACCACUUCUCGGAGCUGUACGUGCUGAACCAGCUGUACAUUGAGUCGAACAUGAUUGAGUCGAUGCAUGGCCGCGCACUCGAGAACCUCACCAACCUGAACGAUCUGAACCUCAACGAUAACCGGCUGACGGAAAUCCCGGAGGGAUUGGGCAAGCUCCGUUUCCUGAAGUCACUCGACCUCGGCAAGAACCGCAUCAGCUCGGUCAGCAAUGCGUCGUUCGAGGGUCUGGAGCAGCUGCUCGGCUUGCGGCUGGUGGAGAACCGCAUCACGAACAUCUCGCGCGAUGCCUUCGUAACGCUGUCCUCCCUGCACGUCCUGAAUCUGGCCUCCAACCAGAUCCGCCACAUCGACCAGUCGGCGUUCAGCUCGAAUCCGACGAUAAGAGCGAUCCGGUUGGACAACAACGAUCUGGAGGACAUUAGCGGCGUGUUCACGUCCCUGCCGGCGCUCGUCUUCCUGAACGUUUCCGACAACCAGAUCCGUCUGUUCGAUUAUUCCCAUUUCCCGGUUUCGCUCGAGUGGCUCGAUAUGCACCAGAACAACAUCACGGAGCUGGGCAACUAUUACGAUCUGAACAACCUGCAGAUUAAGAUGCUGGAUGUGUCCUUCAACCGGUUGACCUCCGUCGACGCCAAAUGCAUUCCCGACAGCAUCGAAACGCUGUUUCUCAACAACAACGCACUGGAGGAGGUGGCGGUCGGCACCUUUCUCUCCAAGCGCUCCCUGGAGAAGGUGGUGCUGUACGGCAACUAUCUGCGGAAGUUGGAGAUUGGUGCGCUAGCGCUGACACGCGUCACCGAUGACCGUGAGGUGCCCGCCUUCUACCUGGGCGACAACCCAAUCCACUGCGACUGCACGAUGGAGUGGCUGCAGGGCAUCAACAAGCUGGCCCAUCUGCGGCAACAUCCGCGCGUUAUGGAUCUGGACACGGUGCUCUGCACGAUGGAGCACGAACGGGGGGCCAGCAUCCGGCCGCUGAUGGAUCUCCGGCCGCACGAUUUCCUGUGCCGGUACGAGACGCACUGUUUCGCCACUUGCCACUGUUGCGAGUUCGAUGCGUGCGACUGCAAGAUGACGUGUCCGGAUCGCUGCAGCUGCUACCACGACCACGCGUGGAAGGCAAACAUUGUGGACUGUGGCAGUGCGGACUACACGGAGGUGCCGGAGCACAUCCCGAUGGAUGCGUCUACGAUCUAUCUGGAUGGGAAUGAGUUGCGCCAGCUGGCCAGCCAUCAGUUUAUUGGGAAGAAAAAGCUGGAGGUGCUGUAUCUGAACGGGAGCAACAUCCGCGACGUACACAAUCGCACCUUCAACGGCAUUCCGAGCCUGCGGGUGCUGCAUCUCGAGAACAACUACAUCAACGAGCUGCGCGGGUUCGAGUUCGAUCAGCUGACGAACCUGAACGAGCUGUACCUCGACCACAACACGAUCGCCUUUGUCGGUGAGCGAACGUUCGAAAGUUUGCGGUUCCUGGAGGUGAUCAACCUGAGCGACAACCGCAUCAGUGAGUUCCGACCGUGGCAGGCGUUUGCGGCGGCCAGUGAGACCGGUUCACUUGCCCGGGUGUCGUUGGAUGGGAACCGGUGGCGCUGUGACUGUGAGUCUUUGCGCCGGCUGCAGCGUUGGGUGCGCGGUAUCACCGGGAACUUCGAUCUACAGCGGAUGAUCUGUGCGGAUGGUCGAGUGGUGGCGGACGCUGUUGCGUCCUGCGAUAGUCGGCAGCCGGGUGGGUCGUUCGGGGCGGAUGCUGGAGCGGGCGAGGUGGACGGUGAAGGUCCUCCAGCCGUCCAUCGGACGGUUCUGCUCGGCCAUGGACUGAUCGGGGGCGGUUACGUUCCACUGCUGGCUGCCAUUCUUGUUGCCAUCAUCGGUACGGCGCUCAUCGUGGCGUUGGCGUGUGUCUUCCGACAGGAUGUGAGGCUCUGGGCCCACGCACGGUACGGUGUGCGGUUGGUGAAGGAUCCGAUUAUUGUGGGUGCUGGACGCAAGGAGGCGGAUUCGGACCGCCUAUACGACUGCUAUCUGGUGCACAGUGUGCACGACAGUGACUUCGUCGGGCGACUCCUCGGUGCUGAGCUGCAACUGCACGGAUACUCCGUGUGUCUUCACCAUCGGGACGUACACCCCGGUGCGUUCCUGGCCGACUCCUUACAGGGUGCGGCUGAUGCUGCCCGCAAGCUCCUGCUGGUCGUCUCCAUGAACUUCCUGCAGACCGAAUGGUCCCAGCCGCAGUUCCGCGUGGCGCUCCAGUCGGUCAUCGAGAGCAUCCGGCCGGCACACCGGCGGCACAAGAUCGUGCUCGUGCUUACGGCACCGGUCGAGAUAGUGGCGAUGGAUCCCAUCAUGCAUCUGCUGAUCCGCACCUGUACCGUCGCGUGCUGGGGUGAGCGCAAGUUCUGGGACAAGCUGCGGUACGCGCUGCCGGACGUGCCAAAGGACCGCGUACCCACCAAGCUCGGGGACAUCACGCGCAGCCCGGCCAAUCUGCGCUACACACCCGCCCCGACCUCGCUCGAGCAGUGGUGCAAGAUCAGCCCGAGCGAGGGUGGUGGUGGUGCGGGCGGGGUAGUAGUACCGCCCGGUGGGCCCGUCCCGGUUCCGGUGGCCAUCCCGCAGAGUACGCCAUCGCAGAGCACCUGCAACACGGAGGACGAAUCGUCGUCGUCCGCAUCCUCGCAACACUACGAGGCUCCGAUGAGUCAGCACUACAACAUGAGCCGUUCCAGUGCCUCGCUUGGUCACGUGUACUCCACGAUACCGGAGACGCCCCAGAUGGGGCGCAACGGAAGAGCUUAUUUCGUGUAAAAAAAAACAGAGGGAAGUUAGCGGACGCGGUACUUUUUAUUCCUAUUUUAUGUGUAUGUUUUUUUCCCAAAAAGAAGAAGAAUGCGCGUUUGUACAUAAUUACUAUAUACACACACACACAGACAUAGAAAAUACGCAUAUACGAAUACGAAGUUGCGAUAAGGUUAGGAAGAGAUACUUCAUAGUCAGACGAAAUAAUGUUUUGCAGUCAACCGCGCCCCUAAGGGAAAAGGGCAGUCAAUUUUGUUGAUUUUUAGUUUUAAACACCAUUUUGCUUAAUAUAAGAAGCAAGCACACAAACUCGCCUAACUCGUUAACAGAUAAUUAUGAUCUCCUUGGCCACGUGGGGAGUAAGAGGAAAACGUGUCUUGUUCGGUGAGUUAAAAGGGAGUUGAGAGGAGGGAUCGCUUCUCUGGUUAUAAUCUUCCCCGAAUCUUCUCGUGUGGUGGUGUUCGGCAAACAACCUUUCCAACAAUAAUGCCUAGAUGUGUUACUCAUUUAUAGCGUCCCCCUCCCCCCACUGCUCUGAUUUGCCAAAUAUGUAUUUCUAUGUAUUUUAUGGGAGGGGGGAGGGCAGCCGAACUAAUGCGAGGAAGAAUCUUAAAGGACCAGAUGAUGGUGGAGGAAAAAAGGCUUUAGAGAGCAGGGUUAGAAGGUGUGUGUGUGUGUCGUCUGUACGUCUGUGAGAAGAGUUAUAUAGGAGUAAAAUAUUAUAUAUAUGACUUAAAUGAUCGUGAUACUAGUUUUUACAUGGCCUUCCAUCAGAGAGAGAGAAAGAGAGAGAGAACGCUCCUUCGUGGCACGGUUCAUCGAUGUUAGAGGGGUUCCGAUGCAAGGAUGCUGGCUUUAACAACACGCACACACACUAAAACCACAUCGUAUUAAGCACCUAACGUUAAGUAAAUAAGAAAAUGUAUAAUUGUACUUUAUGUGGAACCCCCCCCCCACCAUGGGGUCACCGGUCUUGGCGCGAAACGUCGAAUGUACUAGAGAAAUUGUUCUAACUUUGCCCAUUCACACAACCCAAAACAGCCCCCACAACUUCUGUUUUGUCUGUCGCCCGGUAAUUGUACUCUCCUGUUGCGUCAUUACGUGGUGUGUGUGGUAAGAACUAUUAGCCUCCACACACACAUUAGAGUGCGUUGAGUUUGGUGCCAUUUUGUAAGGGAAAAUUUGGAAGAAGAUAGAAACUACAUCACGCUAAAACAGAACUGACCAAGAAGGAUAAUGGGAGAAGGGAGGAUGAACUUAAGGACAAAAUAAGAAAACAGAGUCUGAAGCUUCUAUUGUGCGGGAAAAAGCAUUUCAUAUUAUUGCCAUAGGACAGUGUGCAAAACAUUACAGGAAAAACAAAAAAAAAGAAACAAAACAAACUUAAUGUAAAUUAAUCGAGUUACCGAACGGAUUUUAGCUACAAAGUAACAAAAACAAAACCCCGAAACACAAAACAAACAAACACACAAAGCGCACACGCAGAAUAAAAGAGCAAAGGACAAAAUUAUAUAAUUUACCCCCAAGAUGAAAACGAGAUAUAACGUGCGAUAACCCUAACCUCCUGCCCCUGAAGAAAUGAAGUGUAAAUGUGGCGUUAAAGGGUUACUCGCUCUUGUGGAAGAAAUAGACGAAAACCUCAACACAACAACCCCCCCACAGCAGACAAAAACAGAAUCAGUGCAAAACAAAGAAAAACCGGGCACUCCAGGUAAAACUCGCGCUCCAAUUUGUACAUUUCGACUAGAGGAUAAUAAUUUAUUACAAAACAAGCGCGUCGAGAGCCGGAGAUAUAGCGGAAGAGAAGAACACGCAAGUGAAAAAGCGCAAAACGGUUCAGAAGAGAUAAAUAGAGAAGUGCAAAGCAAAAACUAGCUAGAACGAAAGGUGAAAGCAUUACAACACAACAGCAAAAAAACCAGGAGAAGUUAAUAACAAUGCGAGAAAAAAAAACACGAAAACAUACAAAACACAUACAGAACAACAAAAAUCGAAUGAAAUACAAUUUUGAAUUCACGAAAAA
Anopheles moucheti is the source of this 6061-nucleotide messenger RNA. RefSeq names its product toll-like receptor Tollo. The record is from RefSeq and is a predicted model, not a curated record. Gene Ontology annotation, molecular function: protein binding. The coding region runs from base 1 to 4047 and encodes 1348 amino acids. The transcript has a single exon. Gene Ontology annotation, biological process: signal transduction. NCBI's taxonomy places the organism in Eukaryota, Metazoa, Arthropoda, Insecta, Diptera, Culicidae.